Molecule: messenger RNA, 1410 nt
Organism: Hermetia illucens (black soldier fly)
Lineage: Eukaryota; Metazoa; Arthropoda; Insecta; Diptera; Stratiomyidae
Gene: p47
Product: NSFL1 cofactor p47
Exons: 7
Coding region: 127-1317 (396 amino acids)
Biological process (GO): membrane fusion; proteasome-mediated ubiquitin-dependent protein catabolic process; Golgi organization
Cellular component (GO): cytosol; nucleus
Molecular function (GO): ubiquitin binding
Source: RefSeq, a predicted model, not a curated record
UCAUUGACAAGUUGCCGCAGCAGCGAACUGUUUGGUUCGUCCCAUUGGCAGCAUAUUUUCAGUCGUGAAUCCUUUGCUCUGCGUUUAAGUACACCUUCGGGAAUAUUCUAACAAUUCGGCGACGCAAUGUCGGACCACGAGGAUCUCAUUUCGCAGUUCAAGGAUAUCACAGGAACCACAACAGAUCGGGCUCGGUUUUACUUGGAGUCAGCAAAUUGGACGUUGCAGUUGGCGGUAUCGAGCUUCUACGAGGGCGGAGAAGAAGCGGAAAUUGAAGACUUGGGGCACCAGGAAGUAAACGAAGUUCUAGACUUCGAAAGUGCAAGUUCGGGUCCUCAAAGCCUAGAGUCGAACUCAGCCUCGCAAAAGAUGUCGAAGAAAUCGGAUUCGUCGUUCAAGAAGGCCACGAACAGACCUAAGGUUGCUACGCUACACAAUAUGUCGCAACGCUCGUCAGAUGAUGAGGAAGAAGGGCAAGCUUUCUAUGCUGGCGGUUCUGAACGGUCCGGGCAACAGGUCCUCGGCCCGCCAAAACGGAAGAACUUUCGCGAGCAACUUACUGAUAUGAUCCGAAUGGCUCAAGAUAGCGGCGCUGUGGUGGAUCCCAUGACCCAACCACCGAGCUCAUCAUCUUCACGCGGUGACAUGUACCAGGGUGUCGGGCUCAAGCUAGGACAAACCGAUAGUGACCACGAAGUUGUAUCACGUGAUCGCCCCGGCCGUCCACAACGCAUUGAGCCGGUUGUCCUGAAACUGUGGAGUCAGGGAUUCUCAAUAAACGAUGGCGAACUGAGACCUUACGACGAUCCUGAUAACAAAGAAUUCUUGGAAACUGUGAUGCGAGGGCAAAUUCCUCAUGAACUUCGUGAAAUGGGGAAUGUGGUUAGCGUGGACCUGGAGGAUCACAGGCAUGAGGAUUUCAAGAAGCCAGCCACGGCAGUUAAAUCCUUUAAAGGAUCAGGACAUACUUUGGGAAGCCCAGCACCAAAUGUUGAGCCUUCAAUUCCUUCGACACCUUCGUCAGGUAGUCAAGAAGAUAAUCAAAAGCGAGCUGCUGAACAACUCAAAGUUAACACUGAAGCUCCGACGACAAUGCUUCAAAUACGCUUAGCUGAUGGCUCACGACUUUCAGGCCAAUUUAAUCAUUCGCAUACAAUCGACGAUAUUCGCCAAUACAUAGUAACAUCUCGACCACAAUACGAAAAUCGAACGUUUAUCUUAGUCACGUCAUUCCCAACGAAAGAAUUGAGCGAUGGAUCGCAAACCAUCGAACAAGCGGGACUUCUAAACGCCUCAUUGAUGCAACGUCUCAAGUAAUCAUAUUUUUUCCUUAUAAAAUGGUCUUGCUAUUUAAUUGAUAGUGUUGUAAUAAAAAAAGGCUAUAAAAUCGCUUCUAUGGUAUGAAAGAAA